Messenger RNA from Brassicogethes aeneus, 975 nucleotides. Lineage: Eukaryota; Metazoa; Arthropoda; Insecta; Coleoptera; Nitidulidae. The record is from the annotation of a GenBank genome assembly.
AUGCACGGAAAUUCGAAUGACCGCAGGGCCCUCGAAAGAGAGGCCCUGCGAAACGUCAUCAACCAAUGGAACGCCAAUCGCCUCGACCUUUUUGAAUUAUCCGAACCAAAUGAGGACCUGGAGUUCCACGGGGUGAUGCGCUUCUAUUUCCAAGAUUCCGGACAAAAGGUGGCCACCAAGUGCAUUCGAGUAGCGUCCGACGCUACCGUUGAAGACGUCAUCGGCACUUUGGUGGAAAAAUUCAGGCCAGACAUGCGGAUGCUGUCCGUGCCUUCGUAUGCCCUCUACGAACUGCACGAGGGCUGUCCGGAGAGGAAGAUGUCCCCGGACGAGAAACCCCUGUUGGUGCAACUAAACUGGCACGUUGACGACCGGGAGGGGCGUUUUUUGUUAAAAAAUAUCGACGAUAAAACGGUUGGUUCGAUGGGUUCCAUCGACUCUAACGCCAGUUUUAGACGAAAAUUAUCGAAACGAGAGAAAAAACAAUUAAAAAAACAGGAAAAACUAUCGAGAAUUAAAAGCGAGAACGAAUUACCUGAAACGUCAUUUACCCGUUCAAUAUCGAAUCCUGAAGCUGUAAUGAGACGACGAAGACAACAAAAGUUGGAAAAGAAAUUACAACAAUUUAGAUCCAAAGACGGAGGCCCAGAUACAGGUGGUACUCUGAAAAUCUACGGCGAAGCUUUGUGCAAAGACGUGCCUUACAAAACUCUACUGCUCUCGGUGCGCGAUUGUGCAGGAGCGGUUGUUCGCGAGAUGCUUGACAAAUACGGCCUGACAAAAACUGACCCGACGCAGUGGUGCCUGGUGCAAGUCACCCAGCAACCCGGGGUUCCCGACACAGAAUACGUCCUUGACGACGACGAGUGUCCCUUGUCCAUCCUAAUGAACGCACCAAAUACUGGUACAAAGAAAGAAAGAAAGAGUGAAGUCGGGGGACUUGAGCCGAGCGACGACCACUUUUGCGGUGGUUAG